CUCCCAAUCACCCGGCACCCUUGCACCUCCGACAUGGAUGCUAGAAUCGAGCAUAUAUUUCAACCCCCAGAAAGGGAACUACAACUGGACAAGACAAUCAUGCAGCAUAGCGCCCAGCACCCAGCCCGUAGACCGUGGCAAAUAUUCAAUCCCCACGCACAACAAAAGAGCAGCAAUAAAGCAAACGCUCAAAAACUCAAGCCCGAAGGCUUCGAUAGACACUCCGAUAGGGGGAAUCGAACCCCCGGCUGCCGUGCACCAGGCAAAUUGAGAGACGGCGAUGUUAGCCACUACACCAUAUCGGAUGUUGUAUGAAAAGAGCCUGUCUGAAAAGACGCUAUGAGCCAGGACAAAGCCCGAGGGGGAAGAGGCAAAACAUGAACCGAUACAGCAAAAGAGAAUGUGCUCCGAUAGGGGGAAUCGAACCCCCGGCUGCCGUGUGAGAGACGGCGAUGUUAGCCACUACACCAUAUCGGAUGUUG
Molecule: messenger RNA, 482 nt
Organism: Aspergillus aculeatinus CBS 121060
Lineage: Eukaryota; Fungi; Ascomycota; Eurotiomycetes; Eurotiales; Aspergillaceae
Exons: 1
Coding region: 34-315 (93 amino acids)
Source: RefSeq, a predicted model, not a curated record